Messenger RNA from Arthroderma uncinatum, 477 nucleotides. RefSeq lists its product as uncharacterized. The record is from RefSeq and is a predicted model, not a curated record. Gene Ontology annotation, biological process: inner mitochondrial membrane organization; cardiolipin acyl-chain remodeling. Gene Ontology annotation, cellular component: mitochondrial membrane. NCBI's taxonomy places the organism in Eukaryota, Fungi, Ascomycota, Eurotiomycetes, Onygenales, Arthrodermataceae. Bases 1 to 477 code for a protein of 158 amino acids. Gene Ontology annotation, molecular function: 1-acylglycerophosphocholine O-acyltransferase activity. The transcript has a single exon.
AUGCGAUACUUCAAAUGGGGCGUAUCGCGCUUGAUAUUAGAGCCUGCAUCGUGUCCCGAUAUCGUCCCUAUGUGGAUUGAAGGUACGGACGGCGUCAUGCACGAGGAUCGCUUAUUCCCACGUUUCCUGCCACGCAUAAAUCAGAGAAUCAACGUUACUUUUGGUGAAAAGGUGGAUACUGAGGCUAUAUUCGGGGAGCUGAGGAGCAAGUGGCAGAAGCUCAAGCAAGAAUCAGAGCGAGAAGCCACCAAGCCUCUAGCAGUCGGGAUCUUGAACGACAAACUCAUGUACGGAGAAGAAGCUACGGAGCUACGUUUGGAAUGUACGAGGAAAGUUCGCGACCUGGUCCUUGAAGUCCGGCGUUCAAGGGGCUUGCCGGACGAAGACCCGAAGGCCAGCAUGGCAGACACAUGGCUGAGAGAAGGCCCGAAGAGAGAAGGGAAGAUGGACGACGGCUCCUUGGUCAAAGACAUUUAA